AUGUUCAGUGCGUCUGGUUUAGGCAGCCUCAGCCAACCUACCUUCGGGCCACCAGACCGUCAAUACGGGCCUCUGCAAUACAACGAGAGCCGGACCCAUCCUGUAGAUCAAUUGGUUCAGAACGCGGAGGCGUCAUGGUUGACUACGUUGUCAGUGCAGUCGCAAACGCUCGAAGCCGCAGUUCUGGAGUACAAACGCCGUUAUGGCUUGCCACCGCCUCCGGACUUCGACCGUUGGUAUGAGUUUGCGAAACGGAAAGGUGUGCAACUGACCGAUGAGUACGACUCCAUACAUCAUUCGCUCCUCCCGUUUUGGGCGCUUCCACCAGCAACAUUGCGGGCGCGUGUUCAAGAAGCACUAGGUUUCGGACCCAACAACCUCAUGGGCCUGCAGAUCAGGGGCGGCAAGGCUGCUUACGUUGAGGGGGGUCAAGAGUGGUUGCAGAAGGCCGUAGUGGGCAUGAUCGAAGAAUUUGUGCAUUACCUUCCAGACAUGGACGUUGCCUUCAAUGUCCAUGACGAGCCGAGAGUGGUAGUACCACAUGAUCAGCUAUCGCGACUGAUCGACAUGGCGAUUAACCGAACCACAUCGAUUGCGGCAGGUUCACCGAACCCCCGGAAUGCGUUCUCGGCAGGGCCGGCGGACCUCAAGAACAACAAGCGUUUCGCCGAAGUGAAGACAACCCGCUUCAACGUCUUUGCACACCAACCGACGUGGAUCCCAUCCCGCCUCUCAUGUUCACCGGAUAGCCUUUCAAGAGCGCUGGGUGAUCUAUCCUCGGACAACCUCACAGCUUAUGCGUUGGGCGAGCUUGGCUUCGUACACAACCAUACGGCAUUCACCGACAUCUGCAACUCGCCGUCGUUUGCUACAUCGCACGGUUUCUUCGACAGGCCAAAUGCUUUCAAUGUCAUCCACGAACUGUUUCCCAUCUUCAGCCAGAGUAAGAUGUCGAGUUUCCAAGACAUUCUUUAUCCGAGCCCGUGGUAUUGGUACGGCAAAGUCGCUUAUGAUGAGAAGAAAGACAUGGACUGGCAAGCGAAGAUCAACUCGCUCUUUUGGCGUGGCAGCACGACUGGCGGCUUUAGCCGCGACGGAGGUUGGAGGAGGCAGCACCGGCAGAAACUUGUUGCGAAACUGAACGCUUUGGACAGUGCCAAGAUCAUGCAGAACACGGACAAGUCGGACAGUACAGACGCUUCACCUGAUUGGAAGGCGAAGGAGGUGCCAAGGCAAGAUUACAAGCAGCUGAUGGACGUUUACUUCUCGCACGUCGGACAAUGCGACCCGGGUGACUGCGACGCACAACGGGAGUAUUUCCACAUUGCGAAACCGGUCGAUCAGCAGGACGUGUGGAAGUAUCGCUUUCUGCUCGACAUGGACGGCAACGCUUUCUCCGGCCGCUUUUACGCCUUCUUGAAAAGCAGAAGCCUUACGUUCAAGAUGGCGGUGUUUCGGGAGUGGCACGAAGAGUGGAUCAAGCCUUGGGUGCACUAUGUACCGCUUUCGCUGCGAGGCGAUGAAGCAUUGGAGGUUGUGCGGUACAUGAGCGCGGAAGAGGAAGGCAGGCGCCAGGCUGUUCGUAUGGCGGAGGUAAGCCAAGAUUGGGCGAACAAGGUAUUGCGCAACGAAGACUUUGAGGUCUGGCUCUUUCGUCUACUGCUCGAAUACGGCCGGAUUAUGGAUGAUAACCGUGAGAGCAUAGGCUACUCCGGACGUUGA
This is a messenger RNA of Baudoinia panamericana UAMH 10762, 1722 nucleotides long. Its product is annotated as glycosyltransferase family 90 protein. Bases 1 to 1722 code for a protein of 573 amino acids. The record is from RefSeq and is a predicted model, not a curated record. The transcript has 2 exons. NCBI's taxonomy places the organism in Eukaryota, Fungi, Ascomycota, Dothideomycetes, Mycosphaerellales, Teratosphaeriaceae.